GGAAAGUAUCGACAAUGGGCAAAGGAGCACUCUUUCGAGUCAAUGUUACCGGGUGAUGUCAAGGCCCGCAAGGAGAAGGCCAAGCAGGCGCAGCGGACCAUUAACUCGCAUCUGACUGAACGCAAACUCUCUGAACGAGUCAUACCGUACUUGGAUAAGUUAUUCAAACGAGCUGCAAUUGAAUGGUUGGUUGCAACGGACCAACCCAUCCAAGCCCUCGAACAUCCAAAGUUCCAGGAGAUGAUCGAUGUCGCUUCACGGGCGACAAAUGGUGUCAAAAUCCCUGGUCGCAAGGCCACCCGCGCCGAGAUCAUAUGA
Molecule: messenger RNA, 318 nt
Organism: Suillus fuscotomentosus
Lineage: Eukaryota; Fungi; Basidiomycota; Agaricomycetes; Boletales; Suillaceae
Exons: 2
Source: RefSeq, a predicted model, not a curated record